GAACAUCAAUCAAACAAAUUAAUCAACAAACUGUAGUACCUACAUAUUAUUUAAUAAUAUUGUUAAUUUACCUAUUACUUUUACAUUAAAUAUAAUUAUUCUAACACAAGAGUACCCUAUUCAUAAUGAGCGACUCAUUUUACAAAUAUGAUGAUGUUUUAGCAUCAAUUUUAGUCAAUGAAAAGUCUAUACUAGGAUUUCUUUCGGCAAUAUUCAAUUUUCUAGCUAGACGUACUGACUUCUACAUCGUUCCUGAUGGACCCUACGAAAACAUAGGAUUUCCUCCAGGAGUAGCUGAAGAGCUAGUGAUGAAAGUAUUGCGAAAGUGUGACCCAAAGAACUAUAGUGGCAAUGGAGCAAGGAAACCUGAGCACAAUAUGGAAUUGAACAAUGAGAUUAUGUGUACAACAGUUGCUCAAGAGGUUGAAGUGGUUGCUGAAGAAGACCUUGAAGAAGUUGGAGAAGAUUCUCCAGCAGAUCCCAUUGGAAAUUCGCGAGAAAAUCCAGUUGAGAGCAAUGAACAAACUUCACAUGUGUCUGAUAAUGAGGUGUCGAAAAAUGAUGAAAAUAUUGAUGAGACUUCAGAAUCAUAUGUUCCCCCAGUCAUACCUACACAAAGAAAUAGUGAAACAUAUAAUGGUGCCGAUAGAGAUAAGUACUGCUGGGCUCAAAGUAUUAUGGAUCUUGAUGUGACCAUGAGACUUCCUCCAGAUGUGAAAUCAUCAAAGGACCUCAAAGUUGAAAUAAAUCCCAAUGAUAUAAGUGUGGCCUAUCGGAAUGGAACUGUGAUUAUCAAAGACAGUCUUCCAUUCAAGAUCAAAGCCUUUGACAGCUUCUGGAGCAUCAGUGAGGGGAAGCUACUUAUUCAUUUAGAAAAAGUUCAAGAGCGCUGGUGGAACAGAUUUCUAAAUAGUGAAGAAGCUAUAGAUCUGUCCAAAAUUGACUGUUCUCGGCCACUAAACGACCUUCCUGAAGAUCACAUAGCCAAGGUAAGAGAGCUACAAUGGAAUCAAGAACAGAAACUAAAAGGGUUGCCAACAAGUGACGAGAUCCGCAACAUGGAAGUGUUGAAGAAAGCUUGGAACGCCCCGGGGUCACCGUUUCAGGGGCAGAAAUUUGACCCCAACGUGCUCACUCAGUCCAUACCACCAUUUGAGAAAGAAUAAAUGAAGAUGGGUAACAUUA
Plodia interpunctella (Indianmeal moth) is the source of this 1185-nucleotide messenger RNA. RefSeq lists its product as uncharacterized. The transcript has 5 exons. Gene Ontology annotation, biological process: protein folding. Bases 126 to 1166 code for a protein of 346 amino acids. Lineage: Eukaryota; Metazoa; Arthropoda; Insecta; Lepidoptera; Pyralidae. Gene Ontology annotation, cellular component: cytoplasm. The record is from RefSeq and is a predicted model, not a curated record.